AUGACACUUAGAUUAGAAAAUAUUAUUAGAGUAAAGACAUCUGAGUGGAAAGAAUGUUUAACAGAGAUUGGGGAAGCUUGUGCAGUCAAGUGGGUCAUUUGCAAUACCAAUAAGCAACCCACUAACAUUACUACUGAAGAAGCCAAAGCAACUGGUAUUAAGUUAUGUUUUUCUCAGGAGUAUUCCUGUCAUCGUUGGGGAACCUAUGAAUCUAAGGCAGCUUCGUGUGUGGUUCAAAAGCAAACAAAGAAAAACAAGUGUCCUGCUCUUCUUUGUGUGAAUGGAUUCUUUAAGACACCCGAGUUUUACGAAUUUGUUGUUACAAAAGAUUAUGCAGAGCAUACUCCUGGUGAUAUGCGUAGUGACAUUUGCACCCUUCCUCUUGCAAAGAAAUAUCUUUACAAGUUGGCUCAGCAAUUAGAACAGCCGUCAAAAUCUGCUAGUCAAAUUAGAAUUGAUAUGUUGAGAGCUGUAGAUCAAUAUGGUAGAAAGUCUGAAAGAAAAGUUAACUAUUAUGAUAUCUGGAAUUUGAUGAACAAAAUCAAUAAAAAGCUAUAUUAUUUUGACAGGGACCAAAUGACUUCUUUCUUAAUCUGGAUGAACAACAAACUUCCUACCUUAAACUUCAACAUCUUUAAGGCAAUCACUUCAUAUUCUCCAGAUCCAUCAGCCUUUGCAUAUGGUUUUAUGUCACCCGUUCAGCAAGAAAAAAUGAAAACCACAACUUCUUUCUGUUUGGAUGCUACUCAUGCAAUCUCUAGCAACGUGAAUGAGAUUCUUUAUACCCUUUUGGUGCGUGAUAAAGAUAUUGUUAGAGGAUGGCCUGUUGCCUUUAUGGUAACCAAUGAUCGAAGUGUAAGCCCCAUUAUACAGUGGCUGCAGUUCUUGAAGAGAUCUUUUUUGCUUGUUGACCCAAAGCAAUUUACUAUUUAUUGUUGUGCAGCAGAAGUUCACGCCAUUCAGACAACUUUUUCUGCAACAUCCAUUCAAUUUUACAUCUUUCAUGUAAUCCAAGCAUGGAACCAAAAGUUAUCUGACAGUGUGAAGAUUCCUGGAUCCUUACCAUCUGAGGCACGAAUUUUAUGUGGUGUGAUGAUGAAGUCUCUGCAAGAGAUUAUUUAUGAAGAAGACAUAGACGUGUUUCAUCAUAAAAUUAUAUAG
Messenger RNA from Phycomyces blakesleeanus NRRL 1555(-), 1161 nucleotides. RefSeq lists its product as hypothetical. The transcript has 2 exons. Bases 1 to 1161 code for a protein of 386 amino acids. NCBI's taxonomy places the organism in Eukaryota, Fungi, Mucoromycota, Mucoromycetes, Mucorales, Phycomycetaceae. The record is from RefSeq and is a predicted model, not a curated record.